UUGAACACAUAAAUAUAUUAUAAAAACGUUACUUGAAAUUAGUCAGCUAAGACCGCGACAGUCUAACCACAGGUUUAAAUCGAGAUGGACAUCAAGGUCCUGAAACGGCAGAUGAGGUCCAAUUGCCACUAUUUACCGAAAUUGGUUAUUACAUGCAUGGGCCUCAGCGCUAACGAAACCAACAGUAAACUUUACAAACUUUACGCUUGGAUAAUACAGUUUUUGGUUGCGUUAUAUCCGAUGACCUGUGCGCAUUUGAUGUUUUCUAAUAUGAACAAUUACAACAUCGUUAUCGCUGCAAUUUUUAACGUCGUCGGUGGAAUUGCAAGUGUCUUUAAAACGUUUGUGAUUAAAAAGAAUAGGAGAGGUUUGAAGAAAAUUUUUGAUGAUAUAGAAAUGCUUCAAGUUCAAAAAAACAUAAAAGGUUGGGGGCAAGUAGAGUGUUACAAAAUGAAUAAAAUGAUGCUGGCAGUUAUUAUAAUAUUUUACAGCUUCUUGUUUGCUCUGUAUAUUGGCACAAUGCUAGCAAGAAUAAUUGUGAAAGAUCCGAACAAGUGGAUUAUGCCCAUUAUCGAAUUCUCGCUGUUCGACACGACUUAUAGUCCAAAUUUCGAAAUCGCUUGGUUCUAUCACACCGUUGCUACGCUGGGAUGUUCAUCCAUAUACUGCUUUGCAGACUUUCUGAUCGCUGGAUUGAUCAUAGAUCUGACAACUCAGUACACUGUUUUAACGGAAACGAUUAAGAUUCAGUUUAAAAGUACAUGCUCAGAAAAGAAUAAGGAACCAUCUUACGAAGACCUUAAAGCUUUCAUCGGAAGUGUAGUCUCCCACCAUACAUCCCUUAUUCAACUAACCACCGAAGUCAACUCCGCUUGUGCUGAUCUUCUUCUCAUUACUGUAAUGGCGAGCCUGGUUACUGUGAGUUCCGCCAUGUACUACGCAACUGUGGUUCCCAUGCAAAGCACAGCCGCGGUAUUGUCAAUCUUUGAAAUGCUAGCAGUUAUUACCAGCAUGUUUGUGCUCUCGUAUUUCGGUACGCAAUUAUCUACGGCGAGCCAAAACGUAGCGAACGCGUGCUACGAGUUGGACUUUAUCGGUUUGGAUGUCAGAUUUCAAAAAAGUUUGUUAAUGAUUAUUAUGCGUUGUCAAAGACCGGCGUGGUUGUCAGUCGGUGGUUUCACCAAUCUUUCUAUAGCGGUGUUUACAUGGAUGAUGAGAAGCACGUACUCUUACUUCAUGAUACUACGCAAGAAUCAGCAAGUGAAGGACGGUACCAUGCAAUCAACGUAAUUUGACCAUUAUUCACACGAUAAUAAUGUAGCACACAACGCCUUAAGGGAUUUGCACUAGCAACAAAAUUGAAAUGUAGCUAUUGUGAAGUAAAAUAAAGUUUGUUACUGUGAAUCAUUCGCAAGGAAAUA
Molecule: messenger RNA, 1421 nt
Organism: Photinus pyralis (common eastern firefly)
Lineage: Eukaryota; Metazoa; Arthropoda; Insecta; Coleoptera; Lampyridae
Product: odorant receptor 67a-like
Exons: 6
Coding region: 85-1290 (401 amino acids)
Biological process (GO): sensory perception of smell; detection of chemical stimulus involved in sensory perception of smell
Cellular component (GO): plasma membrane
Molecular function (GO): odorant binding; olfactory receptor activity
Source: RefSeq, a predicted model, not a curated record